Haemonchus placei is the source of this 1004-nucleotide messenger RNA. Lineage: Eukaryota; Metazoa; Nematoda; Chromadorea; Rhabditida; Trichostrongylidae. The record is from the annotation of a GenBank genome assembly.
UCAAUAGAUCAAUUCCUCUCUUGUUUGGGUUUCUUGUUUCCUGUUUGGAUCGAGGAAUGGCAGAUCUUUCGGGUCCUGAGGUGACGGCGGUUGUCCGUUGCGAGGAAUCAGUGUAGCACGAGGAAUUGUCCCGUAGAGCUCUGUAGGUGGCAGAAUCAUGGGUGGCGUGAGCUCACUGGGUGCAUAGACUCCUCCGGGUGCCGAAUAUUCUGAUCCAGGUGCACGUGGAAUAGAGCCGGGAUCACUGUCACGAACCACACGUGGUUUCUUGAAUGUUGGCGUUUCAUGGUUUACCGCAUGUCUGAAGGUGGACGACGGAGUCACGGGGACGCUAGCACCAGGCGGUGGUGGAUACGGUAAUGGGCUACCAGAAUACGGUGUUGAAUAAAUUUGAUCUCCCAGAGGAGAACGUCAGCCACGAUUCUGCCCGUUGUACUGGAUUUGAGACAACAUCCUUGUAAUUGCUGAGGAGGAAUUGGAGUGCCAACGUAUUGUCAGCGUCUCCUUCCGUACCCUUUGCUGCGAGCUCGUGCAAUUUCUGCAUAUCUUCGUCGGUUAACAAUACGAACGAAUCGCCACCUCGGAACGUCGCCAACCAAUACGUGACUGUAACUUCCGCAACAUAUCUGUCAACUUUUCCGUCGUCGAGUUAGCAAGUCGAUGUGAUGGAUCGCAGACCAGUGUCGUAUUACCGUAAUCGGCAUCGUUUUUGCAUGUCUCGUACUCAUCCCAAUAGAUUGAUCCAAAAACUGCCCUAUAAGGAACAGAAGGAUUGGAGCACGCAUGCGAAAGUGUGGGCGCGUUGUGACUGUGAGACCAACGACCUGGGCCACGCCCUCACCGCCCCCUUCGCCCACAAGGGUGCGCGUGUAGUGGUGGAGCUGCUGCUGCUGCAGAUGGUGCGCGAUCGGCUACCUCAACCCACAGGUUGUCGGGUUGAAGCGGACCGACGGGCUAGGGCUAUCUCUCGUCAAGGACGUCGUCAACAUGCAUACGAACACUAA